AUGUCGUCCAAUCAGACUCUAAAACCAGACAAGGAUUUUUCCAAAGAGGUGGAUAAACAGCUUCCGGAGGCUGAGAAACUUGCCAAAUCAAAUAUUCUAGGUGCUAUUGAAAAACUCACAGUGUUAGAAAAACAGACAAGACAGGCUUCAGAUCUUGCAUCAACAACGAAGAUUCUCGUCGCAAUAGUAAAUUUAUCAAAAGAGUCAGGAGACUGGGAAUUAUUGAACGAGCAAAUCCUACUGCUGUCUAAAAAACAUGGCCAACUCAAACAAGCCAUCACCAAAAUGGUGCAGGCCGUAAUGGGAUUUCUUGACUCUGCGCCAAAUCUAACGAUCAAGUUAGCUACAAUUGAAACUCUCCGAACCGUUACUGAGGGGAAAAUAUUUGUGGAAGUAGAGCGUGCUCGAGUGACCAAGAUACUUUCAGACAUUAAAAAGAAGCAAGGUGAUUUGAAAGCUGCUUCAGAGAUCUUAUGCGAGCUUCAAGUUGAGACUUUUGGGUCUAUGGAAAGAAGGGAAAAAACAGAAUUCAUUCUCGCUCAAGUCGCUCUAUGCAUCGAAAACGAAGAUUGGGUUCAGGCUGGUAUCCUUAGCCGGAAGAUCAGCACCAAGUACCUUUCUAGGAAACAAAAAAAGACUGAAGAACAACUGGAAAAAGAGACUAUAGACCUAGAAAAGAAGCGCGCUAUGGGGGAGGAUACUACUGACUUGGGGAAUGAUGAUGUUACAGAUCUAAAACUUCAAUAUUACGAGCAGCAAAUCAUUCUAGCUAAAAAUGAUGACAGGUAUUUGGAUGCUUGUAAACACUAUAGACAGGUUCUUGACACCGAGGCUGUGGAAGAGGAUCCCCAAAAGCUCCAUUCAGUUCUCCAACGAAUCAUCUAUUACGUCAUCCUUGCACCAUAUAAUAAUGAGCAGUCUGAUCUGCUCCAUCGGAUUUACAAUGAUGCUAGAAACUCCCAGAUUCCCCUCGACGCGCAGCUCUUAAAGCUCUUUACCGUACACGAACUUAUGCGAUGGCCCGAGGUGUCCAGCGUAUUUGGACCCCACCUCUGUAGCACCGAUGUUUUUGAGUCCCAAGAGAAUCAAUCUGCGGAUAAGAAGUCCCAUCAAAGAUGGAAAGAUUUACGGAAACGUGUUAUCGAACAUAAUGUUGGAGUCAUUGCCAAGUACUAUACCCGCAUACAAGUUCCUCGUUUGACUCAACUGCUCGACCUGGGAGAGGACGAAACCGAGAAAUAUAUCAGUGACUUGGUGACGGCCAAGACUGUAUACGCCAAAAUUGACCGUCCGGCACGGAUUGUCAACUUUGCCAAGCCUCGUGAUGCAGAUGAUGUUUUAAACGAGUGGAGUAGUAAUAUGAAAAGUUUACUAGGCCUGCUGGAGAGGAUAGAUCAUUUGAUUACAAAGGAAGAGAUGAUGGCACGCAUUCAGCAACCUAAAAAUUCUAACAUUAGUCAAAGCACAAGAGCUUGUUAG
Molecule: messenger RNA, 1479 nt
Organism: Blumeria graminis f. sp. triticale
Lineage: Eukaryota; Fungi; Ascomycota; Leotiomycetes; Helotiales; Erysiphaceae
Source: the annotation of a GenBank genome assembly